Molecule: messenger RNA, 1894 nt
Organism: Mesoplodon densirostris (Blainville's beaked whale)
Lineage: Eukaryota; Metazoa; Chordata; Mammalia; Artiodactyla; Ziphiidae
Product: zinc finger protein 226-like
Biological process (GO): regulation of cytokine production; negative regulation of transcription by RNA polymerase II; regulation of immune system process
Source: RefSeq, a predicted model, not a curated record
UUGAGAGCCCAGGAUUCUUGGAGGAAAACUUCCUUGGCUGAGUCACAGAAUUAUCAGAAUAGACACCAGCAAAUUUCCAUGAAAAAUAAACUGUCAGUGUAAAGAGGAUGUUGACACCAUCAGUUGGAUUUCACAUCACCUUGAUGCUCAUGGAGUACACAAGGGUCAAAAAUCUUACGGCUACUGUGAUUAUAGAAAAGAUAGCACGAGGGUUUCAACACUGGAUCAGAAUACCAUGAUUCACACAGGACAAAAACCUUACCAGUGUAAUGAAUGUAAAGAAACCUUCACCGAUCUCUCCACCUUUGAUCUUCACCAGCAAUUACACUCAAAAGAGAAGUCUCAGUGCAGUGAGUGUGGAAAAGGCUUCCAUUACAGCUCGGUUCUUCAUAUUCAUCAGAGAGUUCACGUGGGAGGAAAACACAGUGAGUGUGAUGAGUGUGGCAAGGAGUUCAGUCAGAGCUCACAGCUGCAGACUCCUCAGAAAGUCCACACUGUAGAGAAACCAUUCAAAUGUGGGGAAUGUGGGAAAGGCUUCAGUCGUAGGUCAGCACUUACUAUUCAUUGUAAAGUCCACACGGGAGAGAAACCUUAUAAUUGUGAGGAGUGUGGGAGGGCCUUCAGUCAGGCCUCUCACCUUCAGGACCAUCAGAGAGUCCACACUGGGGAGAAACCAUUCAAAUGUGACACAUGUGAUAAGAGCUUCAGUCGGAAUUCACACCUUCAGUCCCAUCAGAGAGUCCAUACGGGAGAGAAACCGUACAAAUGUGAGGAGUGUGGGAAGGGCUUCAUUUGUAUCUCAAAUCUAUACAUUCAUCAGAGGGUCCACACAGGAGAAAAACCCUACAAAUGUGAGGAAUGUGGGAAAGGCUUUAGUCGGCCUUCAAGUCUUCAGGCCCAUCAGGGAGUCCACACUGGAGAGAAAUCAUACAUAUGUAAUGUGUGUGGUAAAGGCUUUACUCUGAGUUCAAACCUUCAGGCACAUCAAAGAGUCCAUACAGGAGAGAAACCAUACAAAUGUAAUGAGUGUGGGAAGAGCUUCAGGAGGAACUCCCAUUAUCAAGUUCAUCUGGUUGUCCACACAGGGGAGAAGCCUUAUAAAUGUGAGGUAUGUGGGAAGGGCUUCAGUCAGAGUUCAUAUCUUCAAAUCCAUCAGAAGGCCCACAGUGUAGAGAAACCUUACAAGUGUGAGGAGUGUGGGCAGGGCUUCAGUCAGAGUUCACGACUUCAGAUCCACCAGCUGAUCCAUACCGGUGAGAAACCAUACAAAUGUGAAGAGUGUGGGAAGGGAUUCAGUCGUAGAGCAGAUCUUAAAAUUCAUUGCAGAAUCCACACCGGAGAGAAACCGUAUAAUUGUGAGGAGUGUGGGAAAGUCUUCAGGCAGGCCUCAAAUCUUCUGGCCCAUGAGAGAGUCCACAGCAGAGAAAAACCAUUCAAACGUGAAGAGUGUGGGAAGAGCUUUGGUCGGAGUUCACACCUUCAAGCCCAUCAAAAAGUCCACACUGGAGAAAAGCCAUACAAAUGUGAGGAGUGUGGGAGGGGCUUCAAGUGGAGCCUGAACCUCGACAUGCAUCAGAGGGUCCACACAGGAGAGAAACCAUAUAAGUGUGGGGAGUAUGGGAAGCACUUCAUUCAGGCCUCAGUCUUCAGUGGAGAGAAGCCGUACAGAUGUGACAGAUGCAGUAAGGUCUUCAGUCGGCCUUCACAGCGACAGUCUCAUCAAAGAGUGCACACAGGGGAGAAGCCUUACAAGUGUGAGACCUGUGGUAAGAGCUUCAGUUGGCGCUCCAAUCUAACAGUUCAUCACAGAAUCCAUGCUGCUGAUAAAUCCUAUAAAAGUGAUAGGAGGGCUUCCCUGAGCAUCUUGAAUGAAGGGCAGGCCGGGUCCCCUUGA